AUGGCAUCCUUCAAGGACCCCAACAAGAUCGGCAACAAGCUGAAGAGGCAACAGCAGCACCUCAAAGUAAAGAAGCAGAAGGAGGGCGAAAAGCGGGACGAGCGGUUACGGCGACGGCGACAUGAAGACAAGAACCCACAUCUACGAGAGCAACGACGGUCGAAAAAUGUCCCAUCCACUAUCGAUAACAAGCGCACGUGGGACGAGGUCGACUCUGCAGACGAGGACAACACGCGACUUGGCUUCGCCGUGAAUAUCUUGGAUCCGAAGCGUAGAAAGGUCGAGAAGGACACUACAGAUGGCGCCGAAUUGACGAGUGAAAACGUCGAGGCUCUUGAGAAAGCGCAAGGAGAAGAAGAGGAGGAUGUCGGACAAGAGACGGAAGCUCAGGACGAAGAUCACGACAGUAUGCUGGACACAGAUGAUGAGGAUGAGGAUGAGGCAGAAGGCAGUGCCAAGGCAGAUCCGCCACAUCGUGCUCCCAGCGAGGCUCCUUCUGCAGCCCCUUCAGCGGCACCAUCUGUGGCGCCUUCAGCAGCGACUGAUCUCACUGUGCGGCCAGAAGCGCUCAAGGCGAGAUUUCCGCGUCUCUUCGAAGACGCUCAGCGAGAUCCGAAAGUCUUGGUCACAACUUCCAUCAACUCUACACUCCACCACGAAGCCGAGCUUCUCACAACAUUAUUCCCCAACAGCACGUACAUCAAGCGAACAGCGCAUUUCCAUGGCUAUAAAUACAGCGUAAGGGAGAUCGCUGCUUUUGCAGCGAAACCAGAACGAGGGUACACGCAUGUCGUCGUACUCAAUGAAGACCUCAAGACUCCAAAGGGACUGGAUAUCGUCCACCUACCCGAUGGUCCCAUGUUCCACUUCAGCAUAUCGAAUUGGGUGCCUGGCAGCAGAAUUCCAGGUCACGGCAAUCCCACCUCACAUUUCCCGGAGCUGAUCCUCAAUGGUUUCCGGACACCUCUUGGCCUUCUAGCAGCACAUCUGUUCAAAUCGCUCUUCCCACCUCGGCCUGAGCUGCAAGGUCGGCAAGUCAUCACCCUACACAACCAGAGAGACUACAUCUUCCUCCGAAAACACAGAUAUGUGUUUCGGGACAAGAGGCAAAGCGAAAAGAGCAUCCAAGGAGCAGACGGCAAGGCUAUGAAAGGGGUGGAGGAUAUCCGUGCAGGGCUCCAGGAGCUUGGUCCCCGCUUCACGCUGAAGCUGAGGAGGGUGGACAAGGGCAUCCAGCGUGCAAGUGGCCAAGAGUGGGAAUGGAAAGCGCAUGAUGAAAAGGUGCGGACGCGCUUCAGUCUGUAG
Lecanosticta acicola is the source of this 1305-nucleotide messenger RNA. NCBI's taxonomy places the organism in Eukaryota, Fungi, Ascomycota, Dothideomycetes, Mycosphaerellales, Mycosphaerellaceae. The record is from the annotation of a GenBank genome assembly.